AUGGUAAAAUACCGUCGACUGAUGGAGAUGGAGACAGAAGAGCCGCGGAUUCCCUCGCGGUUGAGUAUUUUGAGUCGAAGUAAGUGUGUGUUUUUAUGCGACGAGAUAAUCCCGAGAUCAAAACCCUCUCAGCUCGGGUCGAACGUGUUAUAUUACACAAGCGUAGAUAACACAUAUCAAUUGCAGACUCGUCGAACGCCGACUGUCAUUCCCAGUUCAGUGAGGAGGAGUUUCAACGGGACUUACAGAAAAAGUAGGUAUUGUACUGAUGGUUUAGAGUAAUAGUAUUGUAAUUAUUGUCAGGAAGAGUAAUUUUUGAGUCCAUAGAGAAGCGGCAAGGGGGGGGGGGGAGGAGAGGAGCAAACAUACAAUUUUUUACAACUUUCUUGGUUUACAGUAGUACCAGUAGCUUAUAUAAAAAAUCUUUGCGGUUUUAAGUUUUAAAACUAAUAUAUUUAAAUAUCCAGGCAGUUUGGCAACUUUGGCAUUGUGUUGCAAGCACUUUUUUUGAUGUUCCAGACAAGAUACGCUUACAAAUUUAACAUUGCAAGUUUAUUUGAAGCUUUUCUAUCAUUAUAUUGAAGAAAAAUAGUUAAAAGUCAAAAAAAGCUUGAAACACUAUGCCAAUUUGGCGGGAAAUUCAGAACGCGAUUUUUUGAUCUCGAUUUUUUCAAAGCUGACCGCAAAACACAGCUUACAAUUUUGCAUAAGUUGUUACAUUUACAUGAACAUUCAAUAAAAAAACUUUUAAUGAAAUCUGAGCGUUGCAGGUCGGGUACCUUCCUUGUUAGCCAUAGAGGAAAAGUGUUGAAAAUUACUAGUAAAAUGCGUUUUAUAUUCAAACUUUUUCCAAAAAGUUUAUAUGUUUCAUCUGACUGUACCUACAACCUUUUGUACUUUCUAAAAGAGCUCAAAAACCAACGAACGUUCUGUAACAAAGAGAUCAAACUUUUACUUUUACCGUUUGUUCUAAAGGGUUUUUUGAAAUUUGAAGCGUGUACUUUUUAAAAAUCUAAAAAUACAUAUAAUUUACUUGAUUAUUUUACAUGUAAUGUAGAAGCUUUUUAUCUUUUUUUUUAGUUUAGAAAAUGUAAAAAAAAUUUUGAAAAAAUUUGAACGUGGUCCCCCUGUAGAUCUCUGGAAAAAAAUUUUUGCAAACAAUCGGUUCAGGUAGUAUGCUGAUUUUUUCGGUCUCUGCACCGCGACCAAAAAUACCCGCUCGGCCCUGCUGAUGGCUUUAAACUUUUUUUUUAAAUAAAUAAUUUUUUUAAUCUUUUUUAGUUUUGGAUUUAACUUUAUUUUUUGUUCUUUUUAUUUUUAUUUUUCGUAAUUUGCCAUGCCGUUCAACAUUUGUUUUACAUCUGAUAUGCGCAUAAAAUGUGGUGGUAUUGGGGGUGCGAGUACACAUAGAGGACAUAAGUACAUAUAUAAAUAUAGCUAUAUAUGUUUAGAUGUAUGGAUGUGUGGAUUUUCACAUGCAUACUUAUUUUACGUUUAUAACACAUAUAUAAAAUACUAUAGUUUAUAUCAUUUCUAGGUCGAAAAACGAUGUUGUUUGAACAAUAAUUUAAAAGCCAUUUUUCAAAAAGCUAAUUGUCUGUGUCAUUACAUAUUGUACAUUACACUACAUACACUCUGUAAUUAUAGAGUCGAAUAGAAAACAUCUUUUAAUUUCUUUUAUAAGCCUUUUUUUCAAAUUUUUAUUGAAAAAUUGGUGUUGGAAACAAUAUGUAUUGAACAAAUGAAUGUGUAUAGGAAGUAAAUUACUAUGAUAUCGUGAAGAUUAAUUUACUUUUUUUUUGAAAGGAGGGUUUUGAUAGUUCUUAAAUUGUACCAUUUUUGAUAUUUUUUUAUUCUUUAAUUUUCAAAAAUUUCAAUUUUUUUUGAAAUUUCAAUGGAAACCGGUUGUAAAUGUAAUGGGGAAUGUUAUAUGAAAGUGUAAUUAUUUUAGUUUUUUUAAGCUUAAACUUUUGAAUUAAAUUCAAGUUACUAAUCAUAUUUUUUAAAUUUUAUAAUAUAGGCUUAAAGUUGAUAAGCCUAAGGUUUUGUUUCAUUUUUAAAAAUUUUUAUGAUCUUUUUUCAGGCCGAACGUUGUGGGACCGGGCGGUGUGCCAUUACCACGCCAAGCCGAACUCACUGCCAUGUUGGACGGCGACAAAAUAUCUGUCAUGUGCUUCACGUGGAACAUUGCCUCGAGGGUAUAUUUUUGUUUUUUCAAUUUUUUGGAGCUUUUUGAAAAUUUAAAUUAUAUUAAAUUUUUAAUAAAUCUUCUCUAGCUCUAGUCUUGCUAUACAAUUCGUAAAAUUUUUAAAAAUUUUAAUUUUUUGAACUUAUAUAGUUAUAAUAAAAUCCUUAAAAAGGGACCUUUAGCCAGUAAGUGGACUGAACAGCCUCAGUGAGCUAUUUGAAAAAGUGCCUCGGAAUGAACGUCAAGAUAUCAUAGCCAUUGCCUUACAAGAGCUACCUACUUCAACAAUGUAUGUUUUUAAAAUAAUUUGAUGUAAAAUACGAAUCCUAUUUUUGUGUCUAGAUAUUUUUUUAUUUUGCCCUAGGGAAUUCGCUAGAGACGGGGUGUUUUUUACAUUAAAUAAGGGCAAACCUACCGUUCUUUUAGAACACAACGUAAAAAAAUUUGAAAAGUGGCAGCACAGGUACUGUGGUUUUCGAAGUUAGAGGCACAGAAUUAUUUGAUCAUUCUAAUAUCUUUUUUAGUAAUAGUUAAAGAAGCUAAAAUAAUAUCAUUUUUAGACGGUUCCACAAUGACAUGGUAGCAAUAGUGCAGAAAGCUUUGGAUGACACGCAUCGAGUCUACUGUUGGGUGCGAAAGUGGUCCCAAAUGGUACUGAUUUUCAUUAGAAAAAAGUUGAGCUUGUACGCUUCUUGUAAGUUUUUUUUUAAUUUUUUUUAUUUUGAAUUUUGGCAUAUUAAAAAUCUUCGAAAAUGACAGUUUUGUGCUAUAAUUUUGAAUUUGAAAGCGAAAAUAAUGAUCUUAUAGGCUGUAUAUGUCAAUUUAAUAAUAUUAUAAGCCUAGAAUUAAAAUUUUAAAUUUUGUGCAUAAAAUUUUAAAAAUGAAUGAUUUUCAGAUCCAGAAUAUCAAUUUGUGGCUACAAAACGGCUAGCCUCACCCUUCAGAACAAAAGGAGCUAUUGGAGUUUGCUUUAGGUUAUUACAAACGACUUGCGUGUUUAUAACGUGCCAUUUGACUCGUAAGUAGCUUUAGCUCUUUCCUUAGCCCUAGCCCUAGACUUAGCUACAGCUCUAACCCUAGCUUUAAUCCUAACCUUAUCAAUAGCUCUAGCCUAGCUCUAGACUUAGUCGUACUAGAACUAGUCCUAGUGGUAGCCAUAGCUCUAGAUUUAGCCAUAGUUUUAGCCGGAGCUCUAGCCCUGAUUGUAACAUUAGUUUUAGCUAUGCUUCAGACCAUAGCCAUUGUCCUAGUCCAUAGUAUGAGCUUAGCCUCUCUAAACAAAAACGGCAAGACGAUAUUACCCUUCCUUACCCUAAACCUUUUUUACAUUUUCUUUUUCUUCCUAUAUUCCUAGCUAAACUUUCCGUCUUCUAGAUUACGUUAAUAUAACCUUUUUAUUUAAAUAAUUAUACUCUUCCCAACCAACCUCAAUAUUUCAGAUGGAAAAGUGAAGAAGCGAGUGUCAGACUAUGAUAAACUAUCCAAAGCUUUUACCUUUCCAAUGCUCAAAACCGAUUCGAAUACGGGUAUUCCAAUGAAGAACGCUGGCUAUGUCUUUUGGUUUGGGGAUCUAAACUUUCGAAUACAAAGACAAGAUACGGCCGACAUCAUACGAAGCCAGCUGGAAGAGAAGUUGUUCAAGGAAAAGAUCGACUUUAACACACUGUUAAGUCAUGAUGAAUUGACAUUGGAGAAGGCGAAAGGUAAGGGUUUAUUUGAUGUUUAUAGGGUUAUAAAAAUUCUAAAGUUGUCAUUUUGAACUUUUUUAAAUUUCAUUUUUAGAGAUUUAAAAUAAUUUUUAAAUUUCAAUUUUUUAAAAUUUAAAAUUUUUUUUAGAAUUUUAAUUUACGUGUUUUAGGCCUAGUAUUUGACGGCUUCAAAGAAGGCAUUAUCACUUUCCCUCCAACUCAUAAGUUCUACCGUAAUACCAAUGAGUUUGUACCUCAUCGAAUACCUUCGUAUACAGUAAGUUAGUACUAAAGUCAUAUUCACACAAGUAUGAGUAUGCGUAGGGUAGGGUAGGGUAGGGUAGGGUAGGGUAGGGUAGGGUAGGGUAGGGUAGGGUAGGGUAGGGUAGGGUAGGGUAGGGUAAGGCAAAGCAAACCAAAGCAAGGCAAGCCAGAGUUGAGUGGGGUAGAGCAAGACAGAAACGUCAUGAUAAAUCAAAAUAGCCGUUACUUCUCUAUACUAUCUUUGUACUGUUUACUUUAAUUUUUGAUUAUACCGCCUCAACUCACAGCCAAGCUUAAUCUGACCAAGAAUUUUCAUUUUCAGGACCGUGUAUUGUACUGGGCCAAGGACUUUGACACGAUAUAUCCGAUACGAUACGACUGUGUAUGGGCUCUGACCGUUUCCGACCACAAACCAGUGUACUGUACAUUCAAAAUCAAGGUACUAGAGAAGCGGACCGAUGCUGGGGGCUCAGUACAUACCAACACAACGACCUCAAGGGGUUCGACGGUCAGUCGCAGCGCCAAAUCUUGCUAUUAA
Molecule: messenger RNA, 4678 nt
Organism: Bursaphelenchus okinawaensis
Lineage: Eukaryota; Metazoa; Nematoda; Chromadorea; Rhabditida; Aphelenchoididae
Source: the annotation of a GenBank genome assembly